Messenger RNA from Dicrocoelium dendriticum, 755 nucleotides. The record is from the annotation of a GenBank genome assembly. NCBI's taxonomy places the organism in Eukaryota, Metazoa, Platyhelminthes, Trematoda, Plagiorchiida, Dicrocoeliidae.
AUGCUUGCUCUGGGCGAACUCACGGCAAUAUUUGUACUGAGCAUUGGGGAGAUUAGGGAUCGACUCGUUGAACCCACACAACUUGAAGCGGCAAUGAAGGCAAAUAUAGCCAUCGGUUCCGAGGCCGAAUAUACCAUCCGACUGGUGCUUAUGGAGUCGAAGAACAAUUGGACAUUGACCGGAUACAACACUGGGUCCGGUUGCAUUUUCAGCGUGGAUGCAUCACUUGAAACACGUAUCACCUGCCUGACUCCCAUCGGUCUCACCGAAUGUUUUGGCGAAUGCAACAACAACGCUCGAUUCUCGUCAUCUAGUCCGCAUCAUAUUGAUCAUACAAUCGUUCUCAUUCACAAAUCGAAUGUUGACAUUCAUUUUCACUCAUUGGUAAGAUGCGAUUGAGAGCAAAUGUUCCCACAUCGCACUUCGCCACUUCUGUCCCACAUGAUCCCGUGAUUCAGAGUAUGUUUUCGUGAGGAUCUUAUCGAACAUCCGUUCUUUAACAUUCGGGGUGUAAUUGCUGCAAAUGCGUCUCAACAUUCUCUGGUGCAUUUGUCGAAUAUGGUCUACAACUUGGCUACGUGCAUCAAGGAAGUCGAUGACCGGAAGACAUUUCUUCAUGGACAUGCGGCGAGGUAUGCAUUUGCGAUGUAACUAUUCCCAGUGUGCAAUGGAUGCCGGGUUCUUGUAAGUACGAUCAAGUGGAGUGCAAGUAAGCAUUAGUGCAACACAUUUAGAUAAGCAGAGUGCAUUACCCC